UUGACAUUAGAAUACCUUAUGUAAAUCUUGGCAUAUAUAUACUAUGUUAUAGACUAUUGUUAAUUGUUUUGCUAUUUCUACAUAAAAAAAAAUCACUGCAGACUCAAAAAGAGUUUGCCCAGUUCUAAAAUGGCAUAACUAGAUAUACUAUUUCCGCUACUUGGAACGCGGAAGUGCAUGUGGACCAUUAGUGCUGUAUUUUUAGUAGGUGCAGCAGAUUUUGUCUGGUGUAAAUAUAUAUUGUGCGGAUCCUCUAUGGCGGCACUGUCUGGGGUGGAGAAUUCUGCUGCUGCAGUGUUACGGCGUGCUGUGGAACUGGACGGAAAGGGACGCUACCAGGAGAGCCUUGUUUGUUAUCAAGAGGGAAUCGAGCUGCUGCUACAGGUGUUGAAGGGCACAAAAGAUGAUGCCAAGAAAGCACAUUAUAGACAAAAGCUGAGCAGCUAUAUGGAUCGAGCUGAAGAAAUAAAACAGCAUGUGCUCAAAGAAAAAGAAGAGGGAAAAUACCACAAGCAAAUAAAAAUUUUAGAAAAUGCAACAGGUUACAGCUAUGAAAAUCUUUUCAAGCCUUAUGUGAAUGAAACCUUAACAGAGGUCUGGGUGGAAGAUCCUUACAUCCGGUAUGUGCAUCAGUUAUACAACUUUUUACGUUUCUGUGAAAUGCUUAUAAAGGGACCUUCCAAGGUAAAGAAAAUCAACUUACUGACCUCCAUGGAUGAAGAUAAUGGAAAAGCCCUACAAGCCAGUGGCCUUCAAGAAAUCAAAAGUUCAUUGCAUGAUUAUGGUGUAAUACUUGAGGUCACAUUUUCCUCUUCUAUUCAUGACCGGGAAAUUAGGAAAAUGAAACAGUCUUUUAACAACAGGUUCAACAAUGGUUGGAUGAUCAAGAUUGGACGAGGUUUAGACUACUUCAAAAAGCCUCAGGGUCGGUUUUCUAUAGGCUACUGUGAUUUUGACUUAAGGCCGUGCUAUGAAACAUCUGUGGACAUUUUCCAUAAUAAUCACACUCGCAAUGGAACCAGACUCGCAAUCUAAUGUCCGAUAUGUACAGAGAAAUAUUUCUAUUUGUUACCAAAAUCUGAUCUAGCCCAGAAAUGUCUAUUUUUGAAUGAAUAUUUUUUGGCAGUUUUGCAUCAUAGCACUAAUCUGUUGCACUGGAAAUUUGCAUGUAUAUAAAAGUGUUUUUAGACCCACAUCUAUGAUCGAUGUUGAAUGUGAACUUAACAACUACAUGCACUUAUUUUAUAUUAUGGACUUUCAAAUUGGUUGAGCAGUUCUUUCGGUGCACUCUACAGAAGUACAGUUUUGGUGUAGUCUGUAAUCAUUUAAUACUCUUGUCCUGUGUGAUUAGCUGUUUGUAAAACUGAACAAUCACACCUUGAUAACUUGUUAUAGUAUUUACUUUUUUAAUAGCCUGCACUGUAAUACAAGGUAUUUAUAUGUAUCUAAAACUUUUUUUAUCUGCUCUUUUGGAAAAGCACUGCUUUUAACAAUAAAACAUUUUUUGUCAGAAUUUAUGUAAGGCUGAAAAGUCUUCUAGACUUUUGGGUUUCUGGUGGGUGUAAUUGUUGUUUUUAAGGUGAGAAAUUGGCAGGGUGUUAGUUCUACUGGCUUGCAACAGCAUGGUCUUAGUAUGAUUCCUACUAGAGAAUGCCUGGAAAGUGUUUGUAUGGUCUUCUAAUGUCUCUGUACUCUUGUUUUUAAUGGUAAGGCCACACGCUAAGACUAAAAGUGCCACUGGGACAGAGGCUGAUGUGAAUGUUAAUCUAUUUGAAGUGCAGAAUCUUGUCACUGUAUAAAUAAAGAAUGAUUGAAAGUUGGAUGUGACCGACAAGCAUCAUUUGUUGCUAGGUCAUAACUGAUGAAGUUCUAAGAUGACUAAUGGCACUAUUGAAAGAGAAAUAUCAGUUUUACUAGGCUUAAGGUAUUGAGACAAAAUUAUUCUAUAGUCAUAAUAUGUAGGUAUAGUAAUUUCAAGGGCUACCAUGUAUGUAUAUAUAUUCACAAAUAUAUCUUCAUAAUUAAGGAAACCCCCAACACAAUUCAAGUUAGUGUAUCACUUGCUUUAUUGUUAGUGCAUAGCCUUGCAGUUAUUAAUAUUUAACAUAAUUUUACAGUUUGCUGCCCAGUUUUACAAUUUAGUCAAAACGCUUUGCAAAGU
Molecule: messenger RNA, 2161 nt
Organism: Xenopus laevis (African clawed frog)
Lineage: Eukaryota; Metazoa; Chordata; Amphibia; Anura; Pipidae
Gene: mitd1.L
Product: microtubule interacting and trafficking domain containing 1 L homeolog
Exons: 7
Coding region: 178-1035 (285 amino acids)
Biological process (GO): midbody abscission
Cellular component (GO): midbody
Source: RefSeq, a predicted model, not a curated record